Messenger RNA from Orussus abietinus, 2843 nucleotides. RefSeq lists its product as uncharacterized. The coding region runs from base 162 to 1301 and encodes 379 amino acids. The record is from RefSeq and is a predicted model, not a curated record. Lineage: Eukaryota; Metazoa; Arthropoda; Insecta; Hymenoptera; Orussidae. The transcript has 10 exons.
GUCUCGUCACAGCAGAGCGGCACCGCCGAGAGACCUCACCUCCGACUCCAAACGAGACAGGUGAAUUCAGGACAUUCCUCGGAGAAGCGGAAAAAUUCCUGCACCCGGGUGACUCGCAGUCAUACGUCACUUAGGACACAUCGAAGAAGAGGCUCGUCGCGAUGGGCAGGUGCUGUUACUACUGUUGGAGGACGUACUGCUCGUGCAAGUACCUGGGAACCACCUACGUGCCGGAGCUGGAGGAGGAACGUCGGAAGGCGCAGUUGCGGGAGAUGCUGGAGAGUUAUUCACCCUGGGGGAAACCGGGCGGUGGCGCGCCCUACGCGCCCGCCCUUCGCAGGAAGAACGUCUGGCUGGAGUCGGAGGAGCACCAGAGAUAUUGCAGCAUCUGCCAGGCUCGCAAGCACUGCGGGAGGUUGUACUGCACCUGCUGGCGGAGACCAUUCCGGUGCUACUCGUUCGACGACCUCUACCUGUAUCCAGGUAUCGGGUUUGCCGACGGAUUUGGCUCUCAAUGCGUCGCCAUUAACGACCGUCCUUUGUGGUUGCAUCCGCGCAGAUAUCCUGGUGGCCAGGCGUCGCAAGAGUCAAGAACGGGAGCGCGCCAGGAGUCUCGAGAUCGAACGGAAAUUGGUAAAAAUUGUCCCAGCGUUUUGCGCACAUUGGCGCAGCCCUCCCCGUUUGGCCGUCCCGGACCGGGUGGUGUACCUUGGAGGGACCCCAAGCUGCUGGGGGUGCGUUUCCUGCAAUCAAUGGGUUGGACGGGCAAAUCGAUGGCCGGGAGACUCCACGCGAGGGACGUCGAUCCUCUGCCCAUCACGGAGACGAACAGGUUCUUCGACGAUAAGUCGGGACACGGCGCAGUUUCCGAUGUCUAUCCCAGAGGCACCGAGCUGCAAGCUCGGUCCCCUCGCUGCAGGAAUAUGCACAACGAGGAGGUGCAGGUGUACGAGCUGACAGGUGGAGUGGAGCUGGUGCCCCUGAUGACCACCCGAAGGUACCAAUCUCAGCCCCAAACGACUCGCUUCCUCGCCACGGAUGCUACUCGCCCAGGAUACACGAUAGAGGCCUUGAGGGCUCUGGGCACCGGGAACAAGGAGUACAUUUCCGCGCUCGCCGAGCAGAUACGCGGCAAGCGGGAGCGAAUAAUGGAGGAGGAGCGGAAAGAGCGGGAGAGUUGCCGGCGGCACUUCGACACGUGGCGGGGAUUCUGGGGUCGGCCGGGACACGGAGCCCCGCUGGACCACACUCAGAGGGUCAAGCUCUACGACAUCUUGUACCGGCCGCCGAUAGUCUACUAGUUCCGGGGCCCGACUUCCGGGAGGCCUCGAUCGCCCUCGUCGUUUCGCGCUCGCCCGAGCGAGCCACCCUCGGCUCGGCCCCGAUUUGCAUAAUUAGUAAUUAGACGUUAAUGGAGGUCGCGCAGACGCGACGGCGCCGAGCGGCGAACGGCGCUGGUUUAAUGGACAAGGGAGAAUUUAAUUUGGGCCGACCGCGGUGCAGGAGUUAGUCCCGUGUUUGGCCGAACCACGGCGGCCCGUUGCGGCAAGUAUCGCGUCGCGUCGCCGAGUUCCUCCACCCGCGUCCACCGGCUCGUUCUCCACCUCGUUCGCCACUUCCUCUUCCUCCGCGCCGUUUUCCCCGCGCGACCCGCCCGGCUCCAUUGUGCGACCAUUGUAUCCCGUUACCGCUGUCGGCCCGUUUCUACGGGGGUCAUUCAUUUUCUGGGAAAUAUCAGUUCCUGUACCGCUGAAUUCCAGCCCCCACCCGGAGGCAUUGUCAUGGAAGUGGGUCGUGCUCCCGGGUUGCGUCCGCCGGACGGCCCGGGGGAAUCUCCGAUGGUGUCGCGGCCAAUGAUUGCCCGACCCGGUCGAGCCGCGGAAUUGGCUGCCGGUCGCGACUCUCGAUCUCGCGCGAGUACGACUUUUCCGUCCUCAGGAUUUUCCUCCGCCGACCGCAACGCUUGUCACCCGACGCACCGUAAAUCCUCGGCGAGGCGUAAUUCAGGCAAUUACCGCGAGUCGUUAAACCAUGCGUCGCGCAUGUCGCUUGCACGUCAAAAGUUGCCGAACCGUCUCGGUGCGCAACAGUUGCCCUUCCCGUGAAAAGCGCUGACUGACCGGGGGUAAAAUUUAUUCCGAACUAGCCGGGAUUAUUCAUCUCCUGCGUCCAGGACGUACGAAAACGUUUUAUCCGACUAAUGUUCCGUCUCGCUCCGUCAGCGUUCGCCACGCAUAUUUUCCCCGUCGAGUGCCCGCGAGCGAGAUCCGUGCUUGAAGCUUUCGUCGAUCGAAUCCGGCGAGCGGUCUGUCGGUACGGCAAUUUUUCCUCCGUAUACACGAGCGACCAGCUGGAGAACGAAGUGUACGGACAGCCGCACUCGUGGAAAACGACGCGAAGAAUCCGGCUCCCGAAUGCACGUCCACUCUGGCGGACUUUGCGGGCAGCACGCGGUAGAUUCCCCUAGAAUCCCCUAGAGACUUAGCGGAUGCCACAGGUCGCGGUCCUAUCUGUCGCAGUUACCGAGUUCAGGAUAUCCGUCGCCGGGAACGGGCUGCAAUCCCGUGGAAGCUCCUGCGGUGACUUUGCUUCGCGGAAAGUCGCCUUCAGAAGCUCGAUCUCGGUCGACUCAGCCCGGAGAUAAAUGGACCAGAGCUUUCGACGGAUUCCUUGGAAUCUUAUCGCCGACUAGAUUUAAAUACAUAAGGAUCACGGGGAGGAUCGAGUAAUCGAUAGGUAGGCCCUAGGAGCUUGCAGAGCCCCAGCCCUUUGCUCCGUCAAGGGGAUUUCUCGCCUAGGAAAUCUGAAACGCGUAUUCUGUAUCGCUAAUGUGUAAUAAAGAG